UUUUCGUUGAAACUAACCUUUUUGUGAACUAUUUAUUAUUUCAAUUUAAAAAUUAAAAUAGAAUCUUCAAAAUUUCAAGAUGAUAAUUAGAACACCAACUACACUUGUUCAGAAAAAAUUCACUCGAAGUCUAAGUAAAUAUAUUAAUCCAGAUCGAUCCGCAAAAGCAAUUCGACAAAAGUUCCUUGAUUAUUUUAUUAAAGAUUGCAAUCAUCACUUUGUUCGUUCAAGUCCUGUUGUACCCUACUGUGAUCCUUCUGUUGCAUUUGUGAAUGCUGGAAUGAAUCAAUUCAAAAGUAUAUUUGUUGGUCAUCAAGAACCUAAAUAUAAGAAAGUUGCAAAUUCACAAAAAUGCAUCAGAGUUGGAGGAAAGCAUAAUGAUUUAAAUGUUGUUGGCUCAGAUGGUUAUCAUCAUACCUUUUUCGAAAUGUUAGGAAACUGGUCAUUUGGAGAUUACUUCAAGGCGGAAGCUUGCGAAUUGGCCUGGAAGUUGUUACUGGAUGUUUAUAAAAUACCAAGCGAUAGACUUUAUGUUACAUAUUUCAAAGGUGAUGAAGAAUUAAAGAUUGAAGAAGAUUUAGAAACCAAAGAAAUUUGGCGGUCAAUUGGCGUUAGCACUGAUAGGAUCAUCCCAUUUGGGAUGAGUGAUAAUUUUUGGGAAAUGGGAGAAGUUGGCCCUUGUGGUCCUUGUACAGAAAUUCAUUAUGAUCAUUUAAUUGGAUCUGAGAAUAGGUCUAGCUUAAUUAACAAAGGCCUUUUUGAUCUCACAGAGCUUUGGAAUAUUGUUUUCAUCGAAUAUAAUAGGAAUCAGGAUGGUACUAUUUCUAUUUUACCUAAGAAACACGUGGACACAGGAAUGGGCUUUGAAAGACUAACUGCAAUACUACAGAAUAAAACCAGUAAUUACGAUACAGAUAAUUUCGAUUACCUUAUAAAAGCAGUCGAAAAAAUUUGUUCUAAAAUAGAUAGAUACAAAGGUAUGUAUGGAGAGCAAGACUGGAACAACUUGGAUACCUCCUAUAGAAUUUUAGCAGAUCAUUCAAGAAUGGUUACAGCUUCUUUAGCUGAUGGAAUUAUUCCAGAGCAGAAUCAGAAAUUAAGAAGAAUAUUGAGAAAAUGUUUUUGUAUCAGUACUGAUGUUUUUCAAAGGGAAGGGUUAGUAAAGGAAUUAUCCAAUUAUGUUGUUGAUAGUUUAGGUCCUGUUUACCCAGAAAUGGAGAGGAAUAUUGCAUACAUCCACCAAAUUAUAGAUUAUGAAGAAGAAGUAUAUAGAGACCUACAAAGAAGUGCUCAAAGUGAAUGGGGAGAAUUACUUAAACAAAAUGAGAAUUUGAAAUUUUUGGACGUUCUUGAAGCCCCUAGUCUAAUUCCUGCAUAUAAAGAUUUGAUGAAGUUGAAACCUAAGGAAAUAAAUGGAGAAAUAGCUUUUAAGUUAUAUGAUACUUUUGGUUUAGAUCGUUCUUCAAUAGAUAAAUUAGCAAGGUCUUUGGGUCUUCCAUUUGAAGAAAAAGAAUUGCAAUUGGAAUUAGAGAAAGCUAAAAAAAGGAGUAAGCAAAAAACAGCAAUCAAAAUCAAUACAUUAUUAUAUCAGUUUCAGAAAGAAUCCGUCCCUAAAACUUGUGAUACUUCAAAAUAUAAUUUUAGUAAGCUUAAAGAUAAUUAUGUAUUCGAACCUCUACAUGUGAAGGUAUUAAGAAUUAUACAUCAUGAUGAAAUUGUGAAAAAAAUAGGUCCUGAUACAUUUUGUAGUUUACUUCUGGAUAAAACGAAUUUAUAUAGCGAAGCAGGAGGUCAAGUGAGUGAUCGAGGUACAAUUCAGUUUGAAAAAGCUGUUUUCAUCGUAGCGGAAACAGAAAAUUUGAAUUCUUAUAUAUUACAUAAAGGAUUCCUCAAAUGUAAAGGUACUUAUAGUUUAUGUGUUGAUUCUGUUGGUACACUCUCAGUUGAUGAAGAAAACAGAAUGAGUAUUAUGAGGAAUCAUACAGCUACUCAUUUAUUAAACUCUGUACUGAAACAACUGAAGGGGGCUACCUGCCAAAAGUCAAGUAAAGUAACUGAGGAUUUUCUGAAUCUUGAUGUUGGAAUAUUUGGGCCCAAGCUAACCACCCAUGAUAUUGAAGAAGUGGAAUACAAAAUAAACAGCAUAAUUUCUAAGAGAUUGGAAGUUGUUACUAGUGAAAUCAACAGUCAAAAAUUAUUGGAAUAUGAUGAUAUCAUAACAGUUCCUGGUGAGGUAUAUCCAGAGGAGAGUUUGAGAUUAGUUGAAAUAAAAGAAAAUGAUGAGGUAAUUUCAAGAGAACCCUGCUGUGGUACCCAUGUUUUCAACACUUCUGACAUAGGAAAUAUUUCUAUAAUAAAAAUGAAAUCAUUGGGUAGAAGCACAGUGUCUUUAAGUGCUGUAACAGGAUUGAAAUCAAAAAUAGCCACUGAGAAUGCCUCAGAAAUUUCUGAUGAAGUUAGUAUGCUUCAAAAGACAGUUUCAGAAAAUAUAGACAAACCGGAUGUCUUGAACAUUGCUGUUGCUUCAUUGAGGAACAAAGUAAUUGCAUCAGAAACUCUCAUGCCAAUUUAUAUCAAACAGAAAUGUCUCAAAGAUUUGGAUGAUAUCAGCAAACGAGUCAAGAAUAUAGCUAAAGUAACUUUGAAUGAAUUUAUUGAUAUGGAAAUGCAAAAUGUUUUGGAUUCUAAAGUGCAGACUACAAAUUCAAACAAGCAAUAUAUAAUCCACUACCUUAGGACUUCAAUGAUAUUAGAAAAUGUUCCUUUGCAGAGAGCUACAAAAAUGUGCAAAAAUAUUCCGGUUAUGGUGAUCUCAUAUACUGAUAAUAUUGUCCAAGCUAGGUGUUGUGUUCCAAAACAAUUUUGUACAGAAAAUUUCACAGCUGAUAAGUGGUUGAAGGAGAGUGUGGUGAAAGUUUUUGAUGGAUAUGUUAUGAAUGUGAAAGGACAAAGUGAAAAACUUGUGUGUAAUAUGAAACCUAAAAGGGUUAAUAUUCAAGACUGGGAUUUUCUUCUUAAACAUAGUAUGUCAGCCGCACAAGAAUUUGUAGAAAGAUAUUUGUAAAAUUGUAAAUAAAAAUAUAUGAUAUAUUAAUG
This is a messenger RNA of Coccinella septempunctata (seven-spotted ladybird), 3096 nucleotides long. RefSeq names its product alanine--tRNA ligase, mitochondrial (gene AlaRS-m). Gene Ontology annotation, molecular function: alanine-tRNA ligase activity; aminoacyl-tRNA deacylase activity; nucleic acid binding. The transcript has a single exon. Lineage: Eukaryota; Metazoa; Arthropoda; Insecta; Coleoptera; Coccinellidae. The coding region runs from base 80 to 3064 and encodes 994 amino acids. Gene Ontology annotation, biological process: tRNA modification; alanyl-tRNA aminoacylation. The record is from RefSeq and is a predicted model, not a curated record. Gene Ontology annotation, cellular component: mitochondrion; cytoplasm.